This is a messenger RNA of Melozone crissalis (California towhee), 742 nucleotides long. RefSeq names its product guanidinoacetate N-methyltransferase (gene GAMT). The transcript is spliced from 6 exons. Gene Ontology annotation, molecular function: guanidinoacetate N-methyltransferase activity. Bases 24 to 737 code for a protein of 237 amino acids. Gene Ontology annotation, cellular component: cytoplasm; nucleus. The record is from RefSeq and is a predicted model, not a curated record. Gene Ontology annotation, biological process: creatine biosynthetic process. Lineage: Eukaryota; Metazoa; Chordata; Aves; Passeriformes; Passerellidae.
AGCUGGACUUUCCUCCCACAGCCAUGAGCUCCGGAGCAGCAGCAGGGCCGAUCUUUGCCGAGGGUGAGGAUUGCAGGGCGGCCUGGAGGGAAGCCAAGGCUGGCUACGAUGAGCCCGAUGCCCACCUGGAGAUCCUGGGCAAGCCGGUGAUGGAGCGCUGGGAGACGCCCUACAUGCACUCGCUGGCCACCGUGGCUGCAUCCAAGGGCGGCCGCGUGCUGGAGGUGGGGUUUGGCAUGGCCAUCGCCGCCUCCAAGGUGCAGGAAUUCGGCAUCGACGAGCACUGGAUCAUCGAGUGCAACGAGGGCGUUUUCCGGCGCCUGGAGCAGUGGGCCAAGGCACAGCCGCACAAGGUGGUGCCCCUGAAGGGGCUCUGGGAGGACGUGGUGCCAACGCUGCCGGACGGGCACUUCAGUGGGAUCCUGUACGACACCUACCCUCUGUCAGAGGACACCUGGCACACGCAUCAGUUCAACUUCAUCAAGGGCCACGCCUUCCGCCUGCUGCGGCCAGGAGGGGUCCUCACCUACUGCAACCUCACCUCGUGGGGGGAGCUGCUCAAAACCAGGUACAGCGACAUCGAGAAGAUGUUUGAGGAAACCCAGGUGGGGCCGCUGCUGCAGGCCGGGUUCAGGAGGGAGAACAUCAGCACGAGGGUGAUGGAGCUGCAGCCGCCCCCCGAGUGCCGCUACUACUCCCACCCCAGGAUGAUCACCCCCACCGUGCUCAAACACUGAGGGGU